Messenger RNA from Penicillium cataractarum, 2520 nucleotides. RefSeq lists its product as uncharacterized. The transcript has a single exon. NCBI's taxonomy places the organism in Eukaryota, Fungi, Ascomycota, Eurotiomycetes, Eurotiales, Aspergillaceae. The record is from RefSeq and is a predicted model, not a curated record. The coding region runs from base 1 to 2520 and encodes 839 amino acids.
AUGCUACCACUGCUGUUGCUGACCGAUGGGGAUACUCUUGUUUUCAUCGAUCCCGCUCCCCAAGACCGCUCCAAGAACAACCUCUUGACCCCGACCGUUCCCCAUCGGGUUCACAGCGAGAAACUCUUAGCCACAGGAUCAUCAUACCUCCUGCGGCUCUUCAGCCCCCGAUGCCAGAGUCAAGUGCGAAAGCGCCGAGGCUAUACCAACGGCCUUCCUUCGGGCAUCAAUUAUGUGAUCGAUUUGACCCCUCCCACUGUGGAUGAGGAUGCCAUCAUCUUUUUGACCGAGGUGUCCUGCCCGAUGGCAAUUCGAACCUGGGCUUUUCGCCAAGGAGAGUGGGAUCUACCACCCUCUUGUGUCGGAGGCGAGGAUGAACUAGAAGUGUUGCCCGAUAUUCCGGAGAGCCCAACGGGCAAUCGCAACACUACGUUGGCCGCCGAUGAAGACAGCACAGCCGAUUCGAGCACUUUGGAGGCGGAAGACGAAGGCGUGUUCCUGGCUUUAGGAGCGGACCCCCAGCGACGGUCUCAGCUUCGGCGACCAGCUCGGACUGCUCUGCCCAUUGAGUACUCGGCAAAGCGCCAUCGGGAGGGUAUCGAACACAUUCUGCAUGUCCUGGAAGGCUUGAAUGCAACACUGGAUACUCCGUGCAAGAUGUGGACCUUUUUUGCCGUCGCCAAACUUUUGGAUGUUGCAAAGGUCCCUGCCGUGAAGGGGUAUAUCAUGUCUUGGUUCUAUCACUCCACCAAUAUCCGAUUCAUUGAGAUUCACCCCGAGAUAUCAUAUCGCGUGUCCUGUGGUAUCAAAGUGAGCGCUCUCUGCGCGGACUCGUUUGUUGGACUGGUCGGAGAUGAGGCACUUCUCUACAUUAUGCGAGAGGCACGUCUCACGCCGCCCAGAUCAUGGGCACCUAUUCUUGACCACAGCCGCAUUGCCGACUUCUUAGAUGACACCGAUGUGCAGCGCAUCGAAUACGCCAGUAAGAGUUUUGCUGGAACAAUUAUCGGCGACUUCUUGUUUUUGACUGGGUUCGACAUGCCGUGGUUAGCACAGAUUGUCGAAUACGGAAGACUAACCCAGCAUAUGGAAGACUUUCCGGAGGAUAAAGGCCUAGUACUUGAGUUGGAGGGGUUGCUCAAAGACUACAUCCGCGAAAGGAUCUAUCGCGUUUUAUGCCACGCCAGAGACCCUCGUCGAUCAUGCAAUGUACCCGCACCAUCGGACCAUGACAGUCACAUGAGCCAGCUUAACCGACCAUCGGUCAUUCGCAUCAUCGGCAGACAUUUCUGGUGUGAUCUCUUAUCUGUGGAUAUUGAGUCGAGCAUCCUUGGCCCAUUUGAACCAUACCAUCAGUCGAUUGCUGAUAUUGGCAACGGGAUAACUGCUUUUGCAGGUCACGAACUUGCUAGCAUCCGUUCUGUUCCCAGAUAUUCCGUCGAGCAGAAGGUUCGGGAAUUCAACAUGCAGGUCAGACGUCAAUUAUCUCAGAUCCUUUUCCACCCUAGCAGACGCAGCGCGCUGGGUGCGAACAGAAGUCACUUGUCAAACCCCUCAUUCAAUACGAGUCGCCCAUUCCAGGGUACUGAGCCUGCUGUGUCGACUGACGACGGACACAACAAGAGCUUUACUAUUAAUUUACGAUAUCCACAACGAUCUCAGCCAGCUGUAAAUUCAACCCAAACGGAGCGACAGCUAUAUCUGCCCUACCGACCUCUUCUUCAACCUUCCUCCGAUGAGAAUCAUAUCCCAGAGCGCACCUCGGAAGAGUUGACCUCCGCGUUACAAGGUUCUGUCCCGGGAACCACCAGUACUAAAGUCAACGCCGAAGAGAGGUCCUUCGACCUAGACCUUUUCCUUUCUAGUGCCCGCGCCCUGAUAGUUGAGAUCUCGAGAACUUUGCUCUACCCUCACGGCGAAGCCACCGCGGCACUUGAAGCCACCGAAACUCUUUUCUCGUUAACAAACAACCAAUUCCGAUUCCUGCCUCUGUGGGCAGGUGGCAAUGACGACGGAUCUGGAGGUGUCUUCAUCGACCAGAACAUCCCAGUAAUGGAAACUGGGGGCUUCUCUGCACCGGGUCCUGCUGUGCACACAGGUAGCGUGGCUUCAACCUGCACGGACAAUUCGCUUAGUGAAAUCGAUCCGGAUGAUUCCCUGUCCACUGUCCAAGGUGCAUCGCACCAUGCCACCUACUCCCAUAUAUCUGAUCUCUUAUCCGUGGACUCCUUCGAAGAGGUAUCUCGGGAACACCACGAUGGGCCGGUUCAGACACAGAGUCCUGCCAGUUCUGCGCCCGCAUCCACGAUUCUUUUUGAUGAUGAGUACGAAUUUGAUGUUCUGAGUGACGGUGGCAGCACCGUAGUCAUGGGGUCGGGUCGUCUCUCCGACAUUGAUGAUAACGAAGAAUUCGAUAUUGAUAUGGAGCAUUCCGAUAUCGACAAUGAUGACAAUGAUGACCACGAUGAUGAUUUGCAUGAGAGUCAUGAUGAUAGCUUUGAGCUGGUUGAUUCACCCUGA